AUGCCAACAUCAUCAGAAAGUCUACCAAUAGCCGCCUCACCUGAUACAUUCAAUAUACAUAAUAAUGAUUAUGAAGACCUUGAUUAUCGUCCAAUAACUCGUGAAAUAAUGUCAGCUUAUUUAUCUUCACGCCAUCAUCGUACUGUAACAAUAUAUCAUGCUAAAGUUGCACAAAAAUCUUAUGGAAAUGAAAAACGAUUCUUUUGUCCACCACCAUGUGUUUAUCUAUCGGGUGAUGGUUGGAAUUCUAAUUCUGAUAAAUCUUGUUGUUCAUCAUCAUUAUCUUCCUUAUAUGAACAAGAACAUUUAUGUGCAAUGAUUGGUAUAAGUGAACCAUUAUAUUCAAACGAGCAUGAAAAUUAUCUAUCAAAUGAAAUGCAAAAAUUAUCAAUUGAAAAUGGAAAUAUAAAAUAUGGUUCAGCUAAAACAUUAUUUAUAUCUGAUACUGAUAAACGUAAAUAUAUUAAUUUAAAUAUAAAAAUAAUCUAUACGGAUAAUUAUCAUUCUAAUCCAUAUGUUGGAUUAUUUCAAAGUCAAAAAAUAAAAGUUAUAUCAAAACCAUCAAAGAAAAAACAAUCAAUUAAAAAUGCUGAAUCAGUAUGUAUUCAAUCGGGAACAAAAAUUGCUUUAUUUAAUCGUCUUCGAAGUCAAAAUGUUAGUACAAGAUUUUUACAUGUUGAUGAAAAUAAACAAUUUCAUGCAAGUGCACAUGAAUGGGGAUCAUUUUAUAUUCAUUUAGUUGAUAAUGAUGAUUUAUCAAUUGAAUCAAAUCAAUUUUCAGUUAAAGAAGGUUUUAUUCAAUAUGGUUCAACAGUUAAACUUGUUUGUUCAAUAACAAAUCAAUCAUUACCUUAUUUAAUUAUUCGAAAAGUUGAAAAAAAUCGUAUAUUAAUCGAUUCUGAUGAACCAGUAUCACAAUUACAUAAAUGUGCAUUUGAAUUUAAAAAUCAUCCAUCAAAUUUUAUUUAUUUAUCAUUAGUUAAUGAACGUAUUGUUGCAAUAACAGGUAAAUCAUGCAUAAAUGAACGUUUUCGUGUUGAUAUUAAUGAUGCAGCAUGUUGGACAAUAAUAUCAACUGAUAAAGCAGAAUAUACAUGGUUUGAAGCACGAGGUCCUGUAGCACAUCCAAUAACCCCAGUACCCAUUGCAAGACAUAUUGUUGUUGAUGGUGGUGGUACAGCAGCAACAAUUGAAUUAAAUGGAGAAAAUUUUAUACCAGGUUUAUCAGUAUGGUUUGGUGAAACUGAAUCACCAUAUACAGAAUAUCGAUCAAGUGAAACAAUGGUUGCUGAAGUUCCACAAUUUUCAUCUUUAAUGCCGAAUAUGUCAUGGAUUCAACGAUCUAUAUCAACACCAAUUGUAUUAGUACGUCGUGAUGGUGUAAUUUAUUUAACAUCAUUAAUUUUUAUAUAUACACCACAAUCAGCAACUAUUCAAAAAAUAUCGACAGCAGACGAUAUUAUACCUUCUAAAUCAGAAAGUGACUUUUGUGAAUAA
Messenger RNA from Rotaria sp. Silwood2, 1497 nucleotides. The record is from the annotation of a GenBank genome assembly. Lineage: Eukaryota; Metazoa; Rotifera; Eurotatoria; Philodinida; Philodinidae.